Messenger RNA from Moneuplotes crassus, 2281 nucleotides. The record is from the annotation of a GenBank genome assembly. Lineage: Eukaryota; Ciliophora; Spirotrichea; Euplotida; Euplotidae.
AAUGAAGGCACUGCAGCUAGCCACUUUCUGUAAAGUGGACCUUGUCCCGACUUUCAAGAAAUUUGCAAAGAAACAUAAGAUUAUUCAGGUAUAUCAGGAGAUCAAGAAGGAGCUGGAGAAAUUUAACUACAACCGGAGUAUCAUGUUCGCAAAUAUCAAGAUAAAAUAGAGACUUAAUGUACCUUAAGGGGCUACAGGAGCUAUACACUUCUUAUAUCCAAUGGAUUAACACCUUGAAUUCAUUAGGACAUCUUGACUUCAACUCUAGCAGAGAGUUGUCCAUCUUCUUCGAGUGGAAUUAUCCAUACUGUGAGAGUAAGCCUAUAGGGAAUCAUGACUCAAUGAUCGAACUCUGAGGAUGUUGUUACAAUCUUGCUUGAAUAUCAUUCAAUACUGGCUUACUCUACAUCGAAGCAGAUGUUCUGAAAGGGUUCGUAUUGGCAAAAAUGGAAUUUGCCAAGGCAAAUUCCUUAUUCCUGUAUAUAUUUGACCAUUAUUACAACAAGGUGAUUGUGAGCAAACCUAUCCCGAUCUCUGUCACCACUAUGAACUUUCUGCUCAGUCUAACCAGAGUGAUCACUAAGGCAUGAAGGAUCAUUGAGAUUGCAGAGAAGCCGUUCAAUAUCAUUGAAGACGAUAGAUUAGCCCAGAAAAUUAUCGACCUACACAACUCAGUUGAGGAAUUACUAAAGAGUGCCAAAAGGGAUAAAUAAAUUUGGUUCGAAAUACAUUGCCAUGAUUUAUCCUAAGAACAAAUAAGCACAAGUCCAAGGUAGAAAACAGUUGCUUGCUUGUACGAUACCUCUUCUUCAAGAGUAAGCUCUGGGAUAAAGUCUUGAAGCUAAUCAAUGGGAUUCAACCUCAGAUAGCUAAUAUCCAGAAGAAUACUUAUUACCAAUAUGACGAACAAAGCACUGAAAUCGGGAUUAAAGAUUAUGCUAUCGAGCUCAUGACUAACUUUACUGAGGAAUUCAAGAUAAAAAGAUUCGUAACUUUUGAAGCAUCAGAAUUCAGAAAUAAUCUGUUUAAGGCAACCAAUUCUCGAGUAAAAAAAAUCGACAAUUUACUGCACAAAUAUGGGAAGAUCAGGAAGCUGUUCAAGCAGACUAAUGAUAACUACGCUCAUGGUUUCCGAAACACAAGGGAGAAGAAGGCUCAGAUCAAGAUCAUCCUCACCUCAGUGUUUCUGAAGUAUUCCUCAAUAGAGUCCUACAGCCUAAAAUUCACUGAAAAUAUCAAAUCAUUGAUCAAGUUAAAGCAGGAUUUUAGCACCAAAUACUCAGAGAUCCAAGCCAAUAUGGCUCUCUGCAAAAUGGAAGAUAACGGGUUUGAAUUCGACCCAUUCUACGAAUAUGAGAAUGAAGAUAAGCUGAUGCCUAUCUCCAUCGUCAUUAACAAUCUUCUGCAUAAACAGAAAUAGGGUCAUAAAGGAGUUACCAAAUCUCGACUCAACUUUGAGCCUCGAUAACCUGAAAAGUUUACUUAACAAACUUAAAAUGGUCAGGCCAGAAGACCGCAACCCUAAUAUAAAAGUUAAACUUAAUAAAGCAGAGAAGUAGUGCCUUUGAUACCUGUUAUGAAGAAAUCAGUGACCUUGGCACAUUCAAGAAUGACAUCCUCCAGACCAGAGAUAAGUUAGUUGAGUUCAAAAAUAAAGAGAACAUUAAAGAAUAUGAAAAGGAGUUCCUUGAGUACUGGAGGUCUAAAUAAGGAUGUCAGUUACCAGAGAUUUAUCCUGAAGUUCCUCCCAGCAGAGCUUGAGAAAGAGUUUCAGAGGGAUCUCUCUACUUUUCAAGAGAAUUACACUAAACUUAAGAAGAUCAUACAAGGAACUAAUUAUGAUAUCCUAACCGAACUUGAGGAAGCAAGUGAACUUCUUUCCUUGAUGGUAGAAGUUAUUGAAACAAACGGUGCUCUCACUGAUAUUCUUGAAGAACUCGAUGCAGAACCGACUAUAAGAACUUCUCUAAAGAACCUCAGUAGGAAGCUACCAUCAAGUUUAUUUACGAGUGAAAUAGGAUCCCAGUCAUCAUUCCAUGAGAAAGGUUCAUUAUUUAAAUCUUUUUCAAGCGUUAACAGACCAGAGCUAGAUAGGAACAUAAGCAACCAGAGAUUCAUCUACAUUGUUGAUAAGAUUCACAGAGACUACCUCUUAAUGAAAGUAAACAAGCUGUGGAAGCCCAAGGAGCAAGUCCUCGAUGAGCAGUGCUGAAUCGAAGAAGAUAACUCUGAAGAGCGCAAGUCUGUCAACAUCUCCGGCUUUAGCCUGCUCAACAAAUAA